Messenger RNA from Hyalella azteca, 8205 nucleotides. Its product is annotated as latrophilin Cirl. The transcript has 7 exons. Gene Ontology annotation, molecular function: carbohydrate binding; G protein-coupled receptor activity. The record is from RefSeq and is a predicted model, not a curated record. Lineage: Eukaryota; Metazoa; Arthropoda; Malacostraca; Amphipoda; Hyalellidae. Gene Ontology annotation, cellular component: membrane. Gene Ontology annotation, biological process: cell surface receptor signaling pathway; adenylate cyclase-activating G protein-coupled receptor signaling pathway. The coding region runs from base 25 to 5172 and encodes 1715 amino acids.
UGAUGCGUGGGACGGCGUAGCAUCAUGUCUCACGAAGAGCUCUGGCUUGGAACCUCACCAACUCUUCAGCCAGAAGCGCAGCAAGAAGACGUUCCUUCAGAAGCAGCUUUGCUUCCAGCUCCUCAAAUAUCAGCUCGACAUAACUGUUACCAGCAACCUUGUCGCUCUAUAGUAAGGCACUCGAUUAAAAGGUGGUGCCGAAAGGAGCCUUUUAGUUACUCCCAGCAUGACGCGAGGUUCGUGGACCAGUCCGGCACGUACGUCACAGAAACACGUGGUUCAUCUCAGAUGAAUGCAUCUGUUACGAGAGCCUCUUCGUUGGAAGCAUCAAUGGCACCGCCAGAUGUAUUGGCAUCAGCAUGUGGGGCUCAUACGUUAACAAACACCGACAACACCUUCACAUCUGCCCAACAGAUUUCCUUGCUGCUGGACGAGGUAGCUGCUUGUGAUAGAGCAUCUGUCCGUGUCGCUGAUGAAACGCUUAGUUUUGCGGGGUCGUCAGCCGCGCAUUGCGAUAAGGGAUUCUCUUGUUACAACUCCGGGUGCUCCAGAGACUGCGAUUCACCUGUAACCGACAGAGAUGAACUUUCCUGCCUUCACAAGAUAGGCCAAACUCAAUCUGGUUUUUGUGAGCCAGUUUAUGUAAUGCAUGAAUCUUGUUCACAAUCUUGCUGCUCAUCGGUGAGCACCAGUCAUGCUGCUCAUCGGCGAGCACCCAAGUGUCAAUUGUUGUCCAGUGACAAUCACAGUGAAAGUUCCCUAGCUGCGCAGUGUCUUCUCCGAAGUGCAGCUGCCGAAACUUCUAAGUGCAGCUACUCCCAGAGUGCUUGUGAUAGGAAGAGCCAGGGUUUGCAAUUACCAUUAUGGUUGUGUGUUAUGAGGCGAUAUUCUGAAUGGAGCUUCAAUUCUUUGUGUUCGGUGACAAAAAGUGUUCCAAAUAGAACCCAGCGUCCUGUGAAAUACCAGAGAAAGCUCACUGAAAUGCGAUGUGGUUGGGGGCCUUCGACGCUGCACAGUUUAUGGAUCAUCUUGAUGCUUCUGGUGACCUCAUCAGCCGUUCUCGCAGAACGGCAGCCGUACCGAACGGCGUACGGCUGCGAAGGAGCAUCACUAAGCAUCACUUGCGAGGCCGGUCACGUGAUCAACGUGAUCCGGGCAAACUACGGCCGCUUCUCGAUCACGAUCUGCAACACGCACGGCAACACGGAGUGGUCCGUCAACUGCCAGAGCAGACGGUCUAAAGGCGUUCUCGCAGACCGAUGCUCGGGACGGGAGAGUUGCCAAGUAGUAGUUUCAAGCGACGUCUUCGGGGACCCGUGUCCCGGCACCGUCAAGUAUAUAGAAGUGCAGUACUCCUGCGGUGUCGCCACGACGACAACGACGACGGCGCGACCCCGUCCGAUUUGGGACGUGUACAGUAGCAGACCGCCGAUGUUCCUGCCUCCGACUUUAUCUUCUAAUGCUUCCAGAAGUGAAUCAACUUCUACAACUUCUACUACGCAAUCCACCACGUUGCCUUCUACCUCCACCCUAUCUACCACUAGUGCUCUUGUUAGUUCUUCUAAGGCUGGUUCUGUCAUCACCACUCCCGUACCUCUUAACAAAACUGAGAAUGCAUCUGACGACAAUGAAAGUGGAGCUGGAAGUAAAGGAAGUGCAGCAUUGGAUGAAAGAGGAGUUUACAACACAUCUACAACCACUUCAGCACCUCUUCAACCCACGGUGACCACAACCCCACUGUCCACGACAACUGAAGAAAGGAUUCGAAUUUCUCCGCCAAGUCCGCCUGUGCUUCAAAGUAAUGCAGACCCAACUUAUGAUUUACCUUGGUGCCCGCCUUCCUUUGGUCGAGGACUCUACUGGAACUGGACUCGUGGAGGAGACGUUGCUGUUCAGUCAUGCCCAGGAGGGGCUACUGGUUGGGCCAGAAGGAAAUGUUAUCCAUCUGGCUGGGCCGGUCCCGCUGAUUUAGGAGAAUGUCGUAGCGCGUGGCUUACUGCUUUAGAAGCCCGUGCCAGCAGCCACGAUGCUGUUCUCUCGGUCGCUGACGACCUUGCAACCGUCACUGCCAAUAAGGCUCUCUACGGCGGUGAUCUCACUACGGCUGCCCGCCUCAUCUCGACUCUGGCUCGCCGCAUGACUCUAGACGUGUCCAGUUUUCCGGAUGCACGACAGAAAGAGGCGUUGGUGACAGAGCUGCUUAACAAUGCUUUAUCGACUGCCUCAUCGCUGCUUGCCGCUGGUAUCGGGGGACCAUGGGGAGAUCUUGCCCCUCACGAAAGACGACACGCUGUCACCCAGCUCAUGGUUGGACUAGAAGAAGCUGCGUUUCUUCUGGCCGACGCUUUACCCCGAGACACGCAAGCUGCUUAUUACGACUCUCACGUGCUCGCGUCCGCCAGGGUCGUGACUGCUGAUGGAUCUUUCGUGAAAUUUCCUUCCUUGGAGGACCAGGCCUUGGACUGGACGUUCGCAGAUAACGUUAUUCUAUCGCCAGAAGCAAUUGUGGAAAACAGCGAACGUAGUGCUACAAAAGCCGUGUUCUUGACGUAUCGGCAUUUGGAAGAUUUGCUCACUCCGUACGAUGAAGCUUUAGGAACUUGGUCUGGGAGCAACGUAACUAGAAUGGUCAACUCUCGAGUUGUGUCAGCAUCAUUAGGUCAUGGACGGCAUAUACAGUUGCCGAAACCUGUCACUAUUGUCUUCUCGUUGUUACGCCAAGAAAACGUCACUAAUCCAGUAUGUGCUUUUUGGGACUACACUACCGCAAGUUGGAGUGACGAAGGAUGCAGGGUGGUUCUCCACAACCGCUCACACGUCACGUGCGAAUGCGAUCAUCUUACGAACUUCGCCGUAAUAAUGGAAGAGCAAACCAGCGUCGUGGCGGUCGACACUCAAUCUUAUGUGAGGGUCAUAGUCUACGCUGGAUGCAUCAUCUGCCUCGUUUGCUUGGCUGCUUCUUUGGUGAUGUUCACACUUUUUAAAAGCCUCUCGACUCCAUGCUCUGCUAUACACCAUCAGUUGUGCGUGUGUCUCCUCGUUGCUGAACUCGUCUUCGUAAUCGGAAUUUGGAGGACUGACUUGCCCAUAUUAUGCGGAGUGGUCGCCGGAGUUCUAUACUACACCAUACUGGCCGCCUUCACUUGGGUGUCUCUGGAAGGAGUGCAGUUAUACCUGAGCGUAGCUCGCGCGGUCGAGUACACGUCACUACGGCUGCGCUGGUGGCACUAUACGAUCGCUUACGGUCUGCCCCUGCUGGUCGUGUCAGCUGCCGCUAUCGUUGACCCUUUCAGUUUCGGCACUGAAAGAUAUUGUUGGUUACGAACAGAUAAUUAUUUCGUGUUCUCGCUGGUGGGACCGGCGUUGGCGCUGCUGGUGGUGCACAUCACUUUGCUCGGCGCGGCGCUACUGCACACUUGCAAACUGAGUCCCGACGACCCACUAAAGAGCAAGGAGAUGGCGCGCCUUGCCUCAUCAAAGGUUUGGCUGCGAGGGUCGACGACGCUGCUGGUGCUCAUGGUGCUCACGUGGACGUUUGGUUUGCUGUACCUUCACCGCCCCACGCUGGCGCUCGCCAUCGCCUUUGGGGCGCUCAAUGCAGUGCACGGCAUCUUCGUGCUCUCCUACUACUGUUUCAGGAAUCAAAAGUUGCUGCCGAGGUUGUGCAAUCAGUUGGCAGGCGUGAAGGGCCACAGAUCAUCCACGCUGCCCCCACCGUCGGGCCCGUUGAUUUCGGGCCCCACGUCCACAUUGGGGUCGCGGGGUUCCCUACGUCAGGGCGCUUCCCACCCGAACAACUCCACAUAUCAGGCCCGCAGCCCAGCGCCGACUACCACCACCACCACCACCAUGAACCCCUACCACCCCAUGGGUACCUUCCAUCAGUCUCUGCCUCGCCAUCAGUACCACAUCCGCUCUCACAACCCAACGGACACCUGCACCCUCUCCACCACCACCCACACCACCAUCACCAACACAACAACGCUGCUCCCUCACAUCAGCACGCAAGAGGAUAGCUCUUCCCCCAGCAGCUCGAAAGUUCCUCUUGCUCCUAGCGCCAUAGCUAUGUUUGCCAGCUCCCCUAAUGUGAUCAACAACCUCGAUGAAGACGCCAGCUACAAAUCAUUUUCGAGAGACUCUGGUCAUGGUGGCUCCGAACAAGAAGACUCGCCUCGCACCCAUUGGACCAACACUCAUCAUCCUCACCAACAGCAGCACCAUCUGCACCAACCACGGUACACGAGCUCGCUUUCAGCUGAUCUCAAGAAUUCUUAUCUUGCUAAAUUGAACAGAAUUAACAACGCGUCCGACGAUAACAGCAACAGGCUAAACUUGGACAAUGGAAAUCACCUUCCAUCGAACUCUCCAUUCCCGUGGGUUGAAAGCAGCAGCCAGAUGGUAUCGGUACCUAACGCUUAUUCUACGUCAAUGAACACCAAUGCUUCAGUUUCAACGAAGUCAAACAAUGGGCGAGGACCUUCUCCCUGGAAUCACACGUACAUGGAGAUUGACCACGAUGUUGACCCAGUCUAUGAAGAAAUUGAGCGGGAGCGUUGGAGCCGACUGAACGGCCAUUCUUCUGACGUGAUGCAGGUCUCGGAUUUAUCCGACGAAGAUGUCAAAAGGAACCACACUCCAAGUGACAUGAGUAGGAAUUCGUCAAGGUCUUACGGAGAUUCCAGGCCUUUACUGCCUUACUACAGUCAGCAGCAGCAACAACAACUGCGGCAACAGCAGCACCAGCAGAAACAACUUCAGCAACUACAAGAACAAUAUGCACUCAAUGAAGAUCGUCUCCGUGACUUUAAUAAUGCUCAGGUUAGCCUUGAUCAAGGUACCUUGCAACGAAUCCUAAUGCAGCAACAUCAAGACCAGCAACAGAUGCAACAACAAGUACUUCAGCAAAAACCACAUUUGUCUCGAGAGAAUCUAAUGACCGUUGCUGUACUUAACGGAGAACAAGUAGUUUGCCGCCUUAGCUCUCCUGGCCACAAGGCGCAACCGCAGCAGCAGCAGCAACAACAACAACCUAAUAAAUCCGCUUCUCCCAGUUGUGCGAGUUCCCUGGCAACGUCUCCUACCAGUAAUGGUAUGCCUGCCCAUAUCGUCAUUUCAAGACCACCGCAUUUGAUGCAACUACAACAGCAGCAACAACUUUACAAUGAUUCCUAGAGCGCUGUGUGUGAUGUGGACUCAAUUUGAUUUAAAUACGUUGUAAGUGUUGGAUAAAUGGUUCAAAACUUCAUUGGCCAUAGGUUCCUCACUUCAUUCAAAGUUACACUUGUGUCCCUCUGAUUCCCUAAUUAUUGAAAAGAAAUUUCAACGCUCGGAUGUAACGUGAGUUGCAGAUCUUUUAUAAACGUCUAGAAUAUUGUACAUGGUAUGCGUUUGAAUAUCCUGUGAGACGAACGAUCCUAACCUGUGAACACUUCGAUAGACUCUCUACCAAUAUUGUCGCCCAUCUGCUCUUCUCGCUCGAUGACACGACGGACGAAAUCGAUGACCAAAUUUUUUUAAGUGAUUUGGAAGGCAGAUUCCUAUGAAGAUGCUAGCUUAGACUUAGUGACGUGAUGUUCUGAUUUUAUUAUGGUUCUGGGUGCCGCAGAACUUUAUUUAUCUGAUACUAGUCCCUUAUUGUUAACGUGUCUAAGUUAUUGGUUUAUGCUCUUGUGCUUUGGAGGUAACUAGUUGUGUUCUUUAUUUUCUGUAAUAUAAUUUGUUUAAAUUAGUUGAUUUUCUUCGCCGGAAAUGACGCAGGAAUUUUUUUCUCACGUCUUGAUGUCUAGUAGUUAUAAUCGUGAUCGUAUUUGAAUAUCUAGCUAUUGAUUGAAGUGCUAUUCGACGAACGUAGGAAACUUAUACACAAGUCUGAUUUAACUAUAUUUCUAUCGUGUGUAAAUAUAUAAAUAUGAACAUUAUUGCAUGUUCUUAGUGUGUGUCUGAAUAUUAGAGAGCUUUGAUAACAGAAGUGAAUUUUUUCACAGCUAAUGUUAAAAUAUGGCCGGAAGUAUAUCUGGUCUUGUUUUUUGAGAUGUCAUAUCUUUACUGAAUUUGAAAGGUAUUGUCUUUACUCAAUGAUUUCAUUAACAUCUGAAAUUAAGCAUAGCGUCGGAUUUUUUUCUGCUUCAGUGAUUAGAUAUGUACAUUUUAGACGUUUCAAAUUAGCCUCAAUCUCGCACAUUGCUUUACCUACAUUUGAGUAUAAUGAAAGAAAGAUUCAUUCUAUGUACGCUGUAUGCUCGUCUGCACGCUAAUGUAUAGCUCCCAAACCUGUAGUCGUUUGUGUGCGUAUGUAUAUUAGAUAGACUCGAAGCUAAUGAAUUGCUAUAGCUUGAAUAUUUCUCACGGAAAUGAUCUAUUAGGUUAAGAUUCCCCGCAAGGUUUGGAAAUGUUUGGGAUGGGUCUCGCUGUUGAGGGCUGUCUCUAUGUGAUCGCGUCAGAGAAACCCUGUUUUGAACGUCGCUUGUAUGAUAAUCGAAGCCGUGUUUAUAGAUAAUCAAAUAUCGUGGUCUUAUAAAAUUUAUUAGAGUCUAGUUUCGUAUUGAGUAUUUGAAACAAAAACCUUUUUCACUACUUGCUGUGCAUUUUAGCAAUCUUUGACUUUCGGAACGAUUAAUAACCUUUUGUCCUUGUACGUAAGCUUUUUUUAUGUCCGCGGAGGAAAUUUGUUGCGCUUGAAAUAUAAAUGUUGCUGAAUGCAUUUCAGAUUUGCGUUUUCAGGUCGAUUUGUGCAUUCCAAGUACGUGUGUAUUUUGCUCUGAGCUUCUUAAAGGUGAAGGCGAUCGUCAUUCCUUGUACUUAUAGGCACCUAAAUAGAAUUAUUUCAUUUUAGGUUUAGAUGAUUCAGUCACAAAAUAAGUAAUGAUAAUUUUGACCAAAUAUUGGAUACGUUGUAUCAUAAUUUUUCUGCUUCCUGUACGCGAAACACUGUAAAAUCCAAGAGUUUUCGAUCGAAGUACCGAGUUACGUCUCGCUCAUCUGUUCCUUCCUCGCAUUUGUAAGAAAUGUCGUCUUAAACAAUGUCAGGUACACGACCUUAUCAUCUUCGUUUAUUUGAGAUUAUGAUUGUGCAAAUUUCCUUUUCAUGCAGAUCUGGUACGUAAUCUUUGUGCGUAUCGUUUGAAAAUAUAUUUAAUCGUUAACUAUUUACUUCCUAAUAUCGUGGACUGCACGAACAAUCAUGAAGCUUUGUUUAUUGCUAACUAUAUUUUUCGUAGAUUGAUCGUUCCAUUGUUAGCGACUGUAACCUUUUUUUUUAUUACAUGGCGACGUUGAACGCAAAUUUUUUACGGUUAUUUAGGAACUUCUAUUGCAAAUUUUAGUUGCAAUAGCUAGUUUGUAUUUCAUUUGAUGGAAAAAUAUUGGAAACUGUCAUCCAUGAUCACAUUUUUGUCCUUAGCCUAUCCUUAUUUCUUAAAAUUUAUUCAACGUAAUUUUCAUUAGGAAGAAUUUUCUUCUGCAGCCUAGAGAAAGAAAUGCAGCCUUUCCUUCUGCAGCCUAUAUUGAGUCCUAUUUUUUCGCAAUUUUCAAGGCUUGCCUUGCUGUAGGCAAGUGCGUUGGUUGAAGUGUCCAUUUUUCAUUGAUCCCAUAUUUUUUAACUAUCAUACGAAAAUUACAUAAAAUAUGCUGGAAGUCUUGUCGAUAAAUAGUAUUUCUCGUAGGCUCGGGCAUUCGUGUGCAUUAUUACCCUACACUUUAAGCUCUUGUUAUGCAGACAUUCUAGACAAUAUUUUUCGAUUUUAAAGCUCUUCACUAAUACGAAGAGUAACUAAUUAUCUGCUCUGGCAUUCAUCCAGACGCAAUUCUUCCCAUGUUAUCGAGUUGUGCUUUAUAUUCACGUUUACCAUGUCUUCUCUACUUGUACAACUUCCCUAUCUACCAACAUGUUAACAAAUUUUAUUUCAAAAUGAGAAUAACUAGCGCGUAUUUUGCUACACGUAAUAAAGCCAUUCUAAAGCUUAUCCAUGGUAUAAGUACGUUAUUUACUAGAAUCCUUAAUCAUAUAACUUGUACAUUCUACGAACCUGAAAGAACGUAGGAAUCUGUUCCCUAGCUGCCUCUUACAUAACUGAAUCGACCUGUCACGCAAAUUAUUCAGGUUAGGUUAUCAUAAGCUUAUUUGAUUACUAUGACCUUGUAUAUCCCAAUCUCGUGGACUGUGAUAGAUACUCUUUGUACAGUAUGACAAUAAAGUCUGGAAAAUAU